UCUCCUUCCCCUGUAGAAAAACACAAGCAGUGACAGAAGUGGCAGGAUUUGGCCCUGAGAUGCAAACAAUACAAAACAGGCUUCUGGAAAUAACUCAGAAAAACCAAAUUUCUCAGGGAAGUAAUUCAACGGAACAAGGAGAAUGAAAGUAUUAUGUGGUUUAAUUUGGACUCUUUCCCAAGUUUGCUGGGCAUUGGAGGGUCCCCAAAGAGUCUCUGCACCUCACGGUAGCUCAAUAUCUCUGCAAUGUAAAUACACAAAAGAGGAUAAAGAAUAUGUGAAGUUCUGGUGCAGAGAGCAAAGUCAUCGAUUCUGUUGUCACAGCCACCUUGUCCAAACAACGGGGUCAGAGGCAGAAGUUAAGGUGAACAAGACAUCCAUAAAAGAUAACCAUAUCUUUCACGAAUUCAGGGUGACAAUAGAGAAUGUCACUGAAGUAGAUGCUGGGACAUAUCUUUGUGGGGUUGAGAGGUGGAACUACGACAUCUCGCACCAGGUGGAGAUUAUCAUUACUACAGCUUCUUUGUCCCCUUUUUCAGUCCUUGUUAGAAACAGAGAACAAGAAACAAAUCACUCAAGUGGAUCUACUAUAGCUCCUGAAAGUAUCCAGUCCAGCAAUACUGAUUUCCUGUUCACUGUCAUCUUGAAAAUUCCCAUUUGUCUGAUCAUGAUUGCUGCUGUAGUUUGGGUAAACAUAUGGUACAAAAAAGGAAGAUGCCCCAGAACCAAGACACAGCAAAAUGAGAAGAGCAACUUCAAGUAGUCACAUCAAAAGGAGUGAACAAUGGCAUGAACACUACCUUCCACUUCCACUCAUAGAAGUUGGUUAACUGCAGAUGGACACAACUGUACCACUCAUUGGCCACUGGAUAAAAGCUUUCACUUACCGCUAUAACAAAUGUGAUCAAACUGAGUUCAUUUGGGAAGAAAGCCAAGCUUCAGUGGUUCCCAGCCUGUGAUCUGUGGACUACCAGUGGUCCCCAAAAAUUAAAAUAUGGUCUGCAGCCUCACCGUUACUACACAAUUGUAACGAGAGCGACUGGUCUCGCGAAACCCUCUUAUGGUACCAAGGCAAGGGGGUGUCGGGAGCAGAGAGGCUGACAACAACUAGCCCUCAGACUGCUGCUUCUCCUCCUCCCUCCCCCUUAGCGGAGCCGUUCUAUGUGGCGUCUGGAAGUGGAGGCACCUUGGUGUUUUUGUUUGUAGGCCUGUUCCUUGGAUUAUUUGGGAUGCUGAUUCAAAACAUUGCAUUGGCUAGACCACAUUAGCUCUAGAUUAUUAAAUAUGGUUUUCUGUGGGUGAGCAGAUGGCAACUACUGGAUGGCAUAUGUUCUGUAUCAGAAACUAGAGCUGAUGUGGUCUAUCCAAUGCAAUUUUCUGAAUCAGCACCCCAAUUAACUAAACCAAAUCUAAAGUUGAUCAAAAAGUGAUUAGUAAUCCUUUUGGUACUAAUGUUGGAGAGUGGUCCCUGGUCAAAGUGGCCCCUGGUAAAAAAAAAAAAAAAAAGGUUGGGAGCCCCUGACUUAAACAAAGCUGGGCAAUGACACACCUAUGUUUAGAAGAGUUUAAAUUAUAAUACUAAUGAAAUUCAUGAAAGAGGAAUGCUUUUCUGUGUGAAUAUUUGUUCCUGUAUGCCUUCAAGUUGUUUCUGGCCUGUGGCAAUCUUAAUAAUAAUAAUAAAACUUUAUUUAUACCUCCC
Molecule: messenger RNA, 1699 nt
Organism: Anolis carolinensis (green anole)
Lineage: Eukaryota; Metazoa; Chordata; Lepidosauria; Squamata; Anolidae
Product: CMRF35-like molecule 5
Exons: 5
Coding region: 143-763 (206 amino acids)
Cellular component (GO): plasma membrane
Molecular function (GO): transmembrane signaling receptor activity
Source: RefSeq, a predicted model, not a curated record